Molecule: messenger RNA, 3456 nt
Organism: Tetrapisispora phaffii CBS 4417
Lineage: Eukaryota; Fungi; Ascomycota; Saccharomycetes; Saccharomycetales; Saccharomycetaceae
Gene: MDM1
Product: Mdm1p
Exons: 1
Coding region: 1-3456 (1151 amino acids)
Cellular component (GO): intracellular membrane-bounded organelle
Molecular function (GO): phosphatidylinositol binding
Source: RefSeq, a predicted model, not a curated record
AUGUUGGUUUUCGAUGAUGCAAGGUUAAAAGACUCGAUUAUUUUUGUUAUAUUUUUAAGUGGAUUUCAUAUAUCGAUAUCAUAUCUAUUACCAUUUAAGGUUCAAAUAUUUGCAUCAGUUAUAUUUAUAAUUGGCAUAUAUUUAGUGCUAUUCAAGCCAGAUGGUGAGAAAAAGAAGGUGUAUCCAUUAAAAUUAAAGUUAAGAUUGCAUGAUGUUUUGAUAAAAGAAUAUGGCUCAAAAUUAAAGGGUCAACAACUGGAGCCGAGAGAAAGAUUUAUACAGGAAGGUAUUCCCUUCGAUAUAUCAGAUGAACUGCAUAAUAUUAUUAAUUUAAUUAUUGAAUCAUUUGUUUUAACAUGGUUCCAAAGACUAAAUGAGGACGUUGAACAUACAUUUGUGCUUGCUGUUAAAGAUUUACUUAUAAAUAUUAUCAUUAAACUGCAACGAGGCUUAGUGAACACUGAUGUAACUGAAGUCCUAUUGUUAAAGGUAAUUCCUUUAGUAACCGAUUACUUAAAUAAUUAUAGUGACGCUACACAAUCUGUUUUACUCACAUCAAAAAGAGCAGAUAUUUCCUUGAAUGUAGCGGUUGAAUUUAAUAAAAGAAACAAGGUUCACCAUGCAUUGUCAUUGAGAGCUACCAAACAUGAUCAAGAGAUUGAAAGCUACAUAAAGAAAAGACUUGAGGUUAUUUUACCGCAACUACUAGAUGAAAAAGAGAUGAACUCGCCAUUUGUGCCAGUCUUAUUAAGAGAUUUAAUAACUGCUUCUAUAUGUGUGCCAAUAAUAGCCAAGUUUUCAAGUGCAGAUCAAUGGAAUCUGAGAAUUAUUGAUAUCUCACAACGUAUUUUGGAAGAAAGAUAUAAGAUAUAUGCUGUGAGAGAAAUAUUACUGAAAGAGAUUACAGAACAAGAUAAACUUAAACUAGGGUUUGAUGCAGAUACAGCUAUUCAAGAUGUACCAAAUUUCAAUUUCUUAAAUGAUCCAUCAUCCAACGUCUUUGAAUUUUAUUUAAAAUCAUUAAGUUUAUUGGAUAAUGUAAUCACGAUACGAUUCAAACUAUUUCAAUUAAUAAAAUUAAUAUCUAAAUUUGAAUAUGAACCUGAAUUAAAAAGAUCUAAAGCUGUUGCAUAUUCAAGGAUAGUUUUGUCACUAAAUUUGAUAGAAAAUAAGUUGAACUACCUUCAACAAAAUGAAUUGGCAGACAUUAGUUAUAGUAAGUUAACUAGAUAUAUUAGUAAAAAUCUUUCGAAAUCUGUCUCGAUGUUCAAUCGCUACUGUCAUGCCAUUAGAAUUGAAGAUGUUGUAAAUGAUAAAUCAAAUUUCAAUAUAUUUAAGGAAUUUUUACGUGAUAAUUAUAAUGAAUCUGGUUAUGUCUUAGUGGAAUAUUGUGAAAUCAUCGAUAAAAUUAAAAAUCCCUUAGAACAUUUCAACUCAAAUGAGUUUUCUGUCGUUUUUACUAAACUAAACAUAGCAGAAUUACUACAAAUAAUUGCCACAUUUUUUAAAGGUAAAAGAUUAGAAAUGAUGAGGACUCUAGAUGCUGGCUUGGUGGAGAACAUCAUCUUAUUUUCUACAUGUGGUGAGGUUACACAAGAAUCUUGCAUAUUGUGUAGGAAAAGCUUGUUGAUUCUACAAGAUGAAGCAGAAAAAGUUCUUGCUCAGAAAUAUUUUGAAAUUUUUAAAAAUACAGAUAUGUUUUUAAUAAUGAUAUCGCUCCCUAGUUUUACGUAUACUAGUGUUUAUUAUAACCAUUUUGAAGAAACAACACCUGAAAAGGAACAUCUUACAAGAAAAAACGAUAGAACCGUACUCUAUAAUUCAAAGAUCAAUCAAAAGUUGGAGCGAGUGAUAAAUGAUGACAGCAAUAAUGAACUGCACAGGAAGUCAUAUGAUCCAUCUAAUAUUAUGGCCACAAGUCGUGAAGAGAAUGAUGUUGAGUUAUAUAAAGAUUUCUUGCAACAGGAUGAACCUCACAAAAUAAAUAAGCGACUCAUUUCUGAACGUAUUUUAUCUACAGUUCAAAAUAUCUCUUUUGGUAUUGAUAAUAAUAGACUAGGUAAUUCAGUCAAAGAAAUAAAGAAUAAAUUAGCUGCAUUAACAAUAUCGAUCGAUGGUAUUGAGAAGGAGAUACAUUUGCUGGACCAUUUGAUAUUAAAAGCAAAUCUGACAGAUAAUAGAAAACAAUUAAAAUUAUUACAAAGAUCAAGAUCUAGCCUUAUCAAAGAAUUACAUGAGGCAGAAACCUCAAAGCAACAAUACUUACUAGAAGAAAAUUUUCAUAGAUUGUAUUUAAGGACAAACAUUGCAAUCAACUCAUAUUAUAUUGAUGAUCUGACCGAAAAAAAUAAAGCUGUUACUUAUUAUUUAAUCCACGUUAAGUACAAUAUGAAUGAAAGUAUAAGAACCUGGGAAAUACCUAGACGUUUUAAUGAAUUUGUUAUGCUUAAUUCAUACUUGAAAAACCAACAUCAAACUUCAAUGAGAAAUAUUGUUAAAAGUGGCAUAUUCCCAUCAAAAAUAACAUUAUCGCUGAAAUAUCAGGUAUCGAAGACAUUAUUGAUUGAGGAAAGAAUAGUGAGAUUGGAAAAUUAUUUAUCUCAACUAUUAAGUAUACCAGAAAUUUGUGAUGAUGAUAUAUUUAGAACUUUUUUAACAACGGCAACACCUUUUUCACUGGAUGAAGUAAGUUAUGUAUCUACUAUUACCUCAGUAGAUGAUAUCAGUAAAACUGACAAUCCUCAUGGCACUAAUUCGAUAGAUGGUAAUAAGAUACACUUAGCAUAUUCCAGUGAAAAUGAACUGGAUCCGGAUACUUUAUUAAAUGAUUCCUAUGAAGAAGCUGGGGAUAAUAUGUUGGCAAACAAUGGCAGCAGUAGAGGAAGUAAGGGAAGUUAUCAAAAACUUAAGCAAGACAUCAAUAGUAUGAACGCUGCAGAUUUUCAGAAAUCGGACUUACAAGGAUCUAAAAAGUCUUUUAUAAAACCAAUAUGUGAUUUAUUUAUAGCAAUUUAUAAAUACGAUAGCAAAGGCACGACGUGGAUUAGAGGCCGAGCAAUUCUUACUAUUUUGAAGCAAUUGCUUGGAAGUACUAUUGAUAAAUAUCUGAAAGUUCAUAUAAAGAAAUUGGAAUCUGAACAAACUAUUUAUCAUGUAUUACAUAUGUUUAAGGAAAGUAUUUGGGGAGAAGAAGGAGUGUUGAAAAGAAAACAGACAGCUGAUUAUGGUAUAGCUCGAGAUAGUAUUGAGAGGGAAAGGGCAAAGAAUGAUUCCCUAAUUCAACUUCAGAAAUUAAUGAUUGAGCUAAGUGGUAAAGUUGUGGGAUUGAAUAAUUCCAAAAUAGCGGCAAUACGGAUUCAUGGAAUGUUACAAAAUCGUUAUUUGAAUACCAGUCUAUUAUUGGAAAUUUUUGAUUUUUUUAUUGAUGAGACAAUAUUAAAGAAUAAAGGAACAUAA